CCGCCCGCCCGGUGGGCGCUGUGACAGCCUCCAGACGCACAUCCCCGGAUGACCUGCCACCAGGUGGGCUGUGGAUACCGCAGAGACCCGCGGCCGUUCCCGUGUUCCAUCAGAACAGAAAGUAGCUCAUCUCAGUAAUGCUUUGUCGGCUUACCGGGGCUGCCUUUCGGAUAUCUGGAAAUGUCAUUCCGCGGGACCCCUGCGGCCUUAACCUUCUAUGAAUAAAGCGAAGGAAAGGCGCCGAAAUGAAGAGCGACACCGGGAGAAGAAACUGAGCCGCUUGUUUAUAGCUCGAGCGGAGGAAAGCUAGCGGUUAGGCUGGCCAGAAAGCUCACAGCUGGAAUAUCGGAUUAGCUCCACCAUGGCUGGGCUCAUCAAGAAGCAGAUCCUGAAGCAUCUCUCCAGGUUUGCUAAGAACCUGUCGCCGGACAAGAUCAACCUGAGCACGCUGAAGGGGGAGGGCCAGCUGACCAACCUGGAGCUGGAUGAGGAGGUCCUGCAGAGUCUGCUGGACCUGCCCACCUGGCUGGCAAUCAACCGUGUGUUCUGCAACAAGGCUGCCAUCAGGAUACCAUGGACAAAACUGAAGACUCACCCGAUUUCAUUGACCCUGGAUAAGGUGAUAAUGGAAAUGAGCACAUGUGAUGAGCCUCGUCCUCCUAAUGGUCCGUCUCCCAUCGCUACAGCCUCUGGACAAAGUGAAUACGGAUUUGCAGAGAAAGUGGUGGAGGGCAUUUCGUUAUCCAUCAACUCCAUCGUCAUCAAGAUCAGCGCCAAGGCUUUCAACGCCUCCUUUGAGCUCUCCCAGCUGCAGGUGUACAGCGUCAACACCAGCUGGAGCAUCAGUGACCUCCGAUUCACCCGCAUCCAGGAUCCUCAGCGGGGGGAGAUCCUGACAUUUAAAGAAAUCAGCUGGCAGAUGAUCCGUAUCGAAGCCGACGCCAUCCAGAGCGCUGAGCACGAGAUGCUGAGUGCUCCCAUCCGCCUCAUCACCAACCAGUCCAAAAUCAGAGUCACUCUUAAGAGACGGAUAAAGGACUGCAACGUGGUGGCUUCAAAGCUGAUUCUUAUCCUGGACGACCUGCUGUGGGUGCUGACUGACUCCCAGCUCAAAGCCAUGGUGCAGUAUGCAAAGUCACUCAGCGAGGCCAUGGAGAAGUCUGCUCAGCAGAGGAAGAGCAUGGCUACUGACGAUCAAGUGUCAUCGCCGCCCCCUACUGCCCAACAAGUGCGCACGCAGCAGGCGUCUGCAGCUGCUGACCAGAAUGCGACCAUGGCUAAGCUGUUCAGCGCCUACGACGUAUGCGAGACGUCCCACCACCUCCAGAUCACACACCUGGACCUGCACAUCUGUGAUGACAUCCACGGCAGGGACAAAGGCACCAACAGGAGGAUAACAGGUGGAGCCAUGCAGCUUUCCUUCAGCUCCAUCACCCUCGACUACUAUCCUUUCCACAGAGCAGGGGACAGUUGUGUCCAUUGGAUGCACUACAGCGAGGCAACAAAAGCCAGAGAGAGCUGGGCUAAAAGUCUGCUGGAGGAGUUCAGGACCAACGUAGAAAGGUUAAAGACUGUGGUCCGAGACCGAGAAGGCCCCGGCGCAGCACACAGCUCCCCACGUCAUGGUAAGAUUAACACCUCCUCUUCCUUCAGCCCUCCUCCUCCUCCUCAGUCUCCAAAGACCCAGCUCAUGUCCAGCUCGUUUGUUCUCAGGAUAGCAGACUUCAGCAUCUACCAGGUGUCCACAGCAGACCAGCGGCACUCCAGCCCCAAAACCAUGAUCUCCUGCAAUAAGAAGUCCUUAUACCUGCCCUCAGAGAUGCCUGCCAUCCACGUAGAGUUUACAGAAUACUACUUUCCUGAUGGAAAAGACUACCCCAUUCCUUGUCCCAACCUGUACGCCCAGCUCAACGCCCUGCAGCUUGUUCUGGAUCCUCGCAGCCUGGUGUGGAUCAACCUCUUUGCUCUGGACCUCAGGCAGAGUCUGGAGCAGUUUAGGGAGAUCUACAAGCUCAACGACUCCCAGGAGCCUGACGAGCACGUUGACAUCAAGGUGGACGGCCUCAUGCUGAAACUGGUGGUUCCCACGGAUCAGGAUGCCCCCUGCACUGCAGACGUGCCUCGCUCCAUCUCCAUACAGACAUCUGAAAUGGUAGCCACCAACACCCGACACCCCUCCAACUGCACCCGCUCCCACCUUGAGGCCCUUUUGCAGGCCUUUGAAGGAGAGGCCUUCUUCUCUCCGUCUUUCUCCUCUUUCCCCCGCUCCCCUUCCUCUGUACCCAUUCUGCACCCCGUCUUCCAGCGGCACGCCCACGAAAAAGACACAAAGCUCCACGACGUCUCUCGGGGACUGGUGGAGCCCACCAUGGGGGCAGACGCUCUCAAGAUGCCCGCAGCUACUGACUUUUGGGCCCUGCACUUUGCACAGUUUUGGGUGGAUUAUGAAGGCACCCGUGGAGGUAAAGGGCGGCCGCAGCCCUUCGUGGACUCUUUCCCUCUCACUGUGUGGGCCUGUCAGCCCACCAAGCUUGUCCAGCAUCAGGAGAAGCUGAAGGACUCUGCAGGAACAGGAAUGUCCAAAAGCUCUUCAGCAGAGGCGGUCGCACGUUUGGAGAGGAAACGAAUGCUUAAGGAGUAUUACAGCACCGAAAGUGCGCCGGCAUCAUCCCACUGCAACAAUUCGACGGUUCUGCAAACUAACGGGCUCCAUAAACCCGCCUCACUGGACAGUCUGUCCAACUCCUGCUCUUCAUUGUCAUCAUCAAGUAAAGAUGCAGACGUCCAUCUGUUGGUGCAUAUGCAGAAACCUUUAAGUGCUCAGGUGAGCCAUCAGCAGUAUGUGUUUCUGAUGCACCUUCUGCGGAGCCUCAAAACCCUGCAGCAAACACUGCAGCAGGAUCUGGAGGCCAUGGCCUCAAAGAGAGAGCGCAAAGACACGUCCCAACCCCCUGCUGACCACAAACCCUUCACCUUCUGCUUGGGCCUGUUGCUCAAAAGCGUGGAGGUGUCGCUCCUCAUGAAGCCCAUGCCCCAGCCUGAGGGUUCGGGAUCUCCUGUGGGGUCAGAGCUCUCCCCGUCAGAGAGCAGAGGAACUUUGGAACCAGGGAGUGAUGCGAGGGAGGGGUCCGUUAAGGGGAACGAGGAGCCCACAUCUCAAGACGGGGGAGCAGCUGUAGACCAGCUGUUAUGUGGUGCCGUUCCAGAGGGGGGAGCUACUCUAAUUCCCUCCUUAGCAUCUGAAGAGACCCCGGCUAAAAAUACGGAAAGGGAGGCUUCAGAUGAAGGAGCGGAGGCUGUGGUGGAUGGGUUAGCAUCCGGGGAAGAAGUGAGUUCUACUUUGGACUCUAAAACCAGCGUGAGUGACCCUCUUUCUGACUUAAAUGAAAAAGAGAAGACUACAGCUGCAAAGAUACCCCAGUCAAUAUCCAGGAAAGGAAGUUUGUCUGUGCUUUCUGAUCUUCUCAGCUCCUCAAACUCCAGCAGAUCCUCCUCCCUUUAUGCCAUGUCUAACAUCGGUCGUUUGAUGCGAGAUCGCUCCCAGUCCAGCUUCUCCGUGUCGUAUAAGAACAUGAAGAAGAGCCCAUCCCUUCAGUCCCUGGAUGACAUCUCCAUAGACAGCUCCUUCAUGGAAGAUGGAGAUACUUACAGCUUGAUGGAAAGAGAUGACGUCUCCAUAUCUGGCUUCAAGGACGCCAUCAGUGAGCAGAGUGUCCCAGAGAGCGUCACAGAGGCAUUAGCCGUUCAGGAAAAGGAGGAGGGCGUGUCCCCCGACAGCAUCAGUGCCGCCUCUCAGAGCAUCGAUGAAUCCACCAAAGAUACAGUCUCUGUGUUGGUGUUGAAGGUGCAGUCGGUGUGUGUGGGCAUGGAGGCGGUGGGCGAGAGCUCAGCCGUGGCUCUAGAGGUUGGUCGGCUCACACCCAACCAGCUGGGCAACAUCAGUCUCAGAGAGUACCUCAGCAACCGCAGCCUCGAUAUGGUGUGUUCAGUACCAAUACCUGCUCAGAGCAGCCAAGCUGGUGGGGAGCCCAAAUCCGACUCCCGCCGGGGCCUUUACAGUCCGGAGGUCCGGGCUCGCCUAGAGAGCGGGCCCAGGGCCGCCACCCAUUCACCGCUGGCGGAGCGCAACGGCUUCCUGCAGCUACAUCUCCAUGGAUACCAAGGCAACUUUAUGAUGGCCUCGCUACGCAACCUGGCGCUUUUCCUGGAGGGCGACGGCCCUUCAGAGGUGCUGCCCAUGGAGAUCAGCAUCAAGGACACGCACAUCAAUUUAAACGGAGACGACCCCUCUGACAACCCUUCGGACGGCGAGCCCUCGGCGAUCACACUACAUGUUGACAGCCUCGUCGUACACAGACAGGAUGACGGGUCUUUCUCAAUAGGAGUGGAUGGUGCAGCAGACGCAAAACCAAAGAAAGCAGCAGUUGACAGCUGUCUGAGUCCAGUUCCUGAGGCUGUGAGCAGCGUCUGCAGGACGGCGAAGGCGACGCAGACUCAAACAACGCCCAGCAGCCCCGGCCCAUCAACCAGGGAGAAGAUGCUGCUGGAGGAGAACGAAUGCCUGAAGAUGGAGUUGUCCAGAGCCAAGAUGGCGCUGGCUGAGGCUCAGAUGGAGAAGGACUCUCUGCUUCACCGCAUGAAGAACCUCAAGAUAAACACCAGCUAGAACUGCCUUGGUUUAGAGUCGGCACCAACUCCCACUACAAAAAAAUGUAGUUUUUUAAUUGUCUCAACUGCUUGAUCUGCUCACUUCAUUAAGGGAGCUGCGUGCGACUCUAGAGUAUGAGAAAAUUCAUUUUUACACCUUGUUUUAUCUAGUUGAACAUAAACUUGAAAAAGAAGAAGUGAUAUUCUAUUUAAAGCUUGUGAAAAAGAGGGUAGAGAUCUAUAAUAUUGUUGGUGCCUACAGUCACUCUUUCCUCACUACUUCAGUUGUUAAAACCACCGCAGCUCAUUUUUUUAGAUGAGCUUCAACUGUGGGGCUGAAAGAACUUUAAAAAGAAUGUCAAAAAAAAAAAAGACAUAAUUUGCACUGUACUGAAUUUUAAAGAGGUGCAUCAUAUUCAGUAUACAUUGUAUAUUGUACAAGAAUGUGAACAUGUAUUUUCUACAGAACCAUGAGAGGGUUUUGUAGUGUUUGCAGUUGAAUGUGUGAGUUUUUUUUGUGUGUCUCAGACAGAACAAGCAUUUUGUGAGGCGUGGAGGACAAACAUCGGUUCAGAACACAACUUUUUUUUUUUAAAUGCCUCAGAAUAAGUUGCUGCCUCCAUGUUUGUCCUUUUUUUAUACCUGUAAAUACUCGACGCGUGCUGCACUUUUCUAAAACCGAGGCACUGUAAAUACAGCAAUCACAACUGUGAGAGAUCGAGAACAGAUGAGUGGAUCGCCGUUCUGUUGAGGGGAAGGAAAAAAAAGGGGCGCUUUGACGACGCCUAACUACGUGUUUCUUUAUGUAACUGAAAAAAAAAAUGCAUAAAAAAAUCCACAUAUUGUCAUUGAAAAGAAAUUACAAUUUGCUGCUGUGUCAUCCUUGUGUGAUUAUUACAUGUUCGCAACUAAAAUCAACUUAUUUUUCUAACAGCAAAUGAUUUGACGCAAAUUAAAACAUCAGAAAUAAAAGUAGGUUUAGCUCUGAUAAUAUAACUAAUAGGUUUCGUCUACAUGUAUAAAAACAUUUGUGCUAAACAUAAAUUAAACUUUCGCUGUUCUGCCAAAUUAAAAAAAUAUCCUCUUUUGAUCAAUACUUUCCGGUGUAAUUAUUACACCUUUACUUAUUAGGAAGAAAGCAAUGAAAAGUAUUUUUUUCUGUCAAAGCUGCUGAAAUACUGAUAGAAAAUAAAGAAUCAGUUUUAAAGGUU
This is a messenger RNA of Cyprinodon tularosa, 5858 nucleotides long. RefSeq names its product UHRF1 binding protein 1-like (gene bltp3b). The coding region runs from base 362 to 4666 and encodes 1434 amino acids. The record is from RefSeq and is a predicted model, not a curated record. NCBI's taxonomy places the organism in Eukaryota, Metazoa, Chordata, Actinopteri, Cyprinodontiformes, Cyprinodontidae. The transcript is spliced from 24 exons.